AAAGUGUUUAACUCAGGUCUGGUUAGUAGUUGGUUCAAAAGCGACAAAUGCUUCACUGUGUAUCUGACGAUAGAAGACAGAAAGGGAAGGUGCUUCAUCUGCAACUUUCAUCGGAAAAUUUAUCAUUGCACCGCCGUGGAGACUGGUCGCCGCCGCCGCCGCCGUACAGAUCUCCGAGGCAAAGCAAAGAGCAGUAGAAGAAACAACAGACAAUGAUGCGAUUCAAAGAGGAAAAAGAAGCAAAGAAGGAAGCUUUUAGAAAAUAUCUGGAAUCAAGUGGAGCUGUUGAUGCUCUCACCAAAGUUCUUGUUGCUUUAUAUGAGCAAAAUGACAAACCUUCUUCUGCACUUGAGUUCAUUCAACAGAAAUUGAGCUGUCCUUCCAUCUCAGAGUAUGAAAAAUUGCAAGCUGAAUUCUCUGAUCUGCAAAUUAGAUAUAAUGAGCUUCUUGCUGCACAUCACACCACUUGCAAAGAGUUGGAAGAAAUGAAAAGCUCGCAUGCCUUGGCAAUGGCAUCUUCCAAGGAAACAACUGAUAUUGAACCCCCUAAAGAUGUGCUCUAAAGCUUCAAAGGUCCAUAGAAGUGCAUUUAACCUGGCAACUACUUGGUGUAUCAUCUCUUGUAAGUCAUAAGUGGUUUAUAUAUGGUGCUGGCUACUAUUACUGGUUAAUUGGAAUUGGGGUCACUCUUCCUUGUCUAGUGUAUGGUAUGGUUGCGGAAUAUGCUUGGGAUGCUAAAGCUAUUUUUCUCAUUAUGGUUUUGGUGAUAACAUGAGAGGAGGCUAUCAGGAGGGUACUUGAGGCUACAGCAUGAAUUGGAGGCAUGGUUUGGCAGCUGGGGCUGGGAGGGUUAUUAGAAUUUUUUGUAAGCUUCCUUGAAAAUCUCCUCUUGACUUUUCAAAAUUUGUACUCUUUUUCCUUGCUAGGUUUUCCUAAGGGGGGUUUUAUCCUAGUAAGGUUUUAAUGAGGCUUGUUUUGUUAAGUCUAUUUUCAAGGAGGUAUUAGGUGGGGUAGUUUCGUCUUGUUUAGGAUCCUUGUUUUUUUGUACUUGCUAGCUCUUAGCUUUUCUAUUCCUUACUCUUCUUUCUCUUUGUAUUGGGUUGAAGUACCCCUUGUAUUUCUAUUCAAUAUAAUUCUUAUUGCCUAUCAAAAAAAAAAUUGCCCUAAA
Messenger RNA from Lotus japonicus, 1168 nucleotides. RefSeq lists its product as uncharacterized. The transcript has 6 exons. The record is from RefSeq and is a predicted model, not a curated record. Gene Ontology annotation, molecular function: transcription coactivator activity. Gene Ontology annotation, cellular component: nucleus. NCBI's taxonomy places the organism in Eukaryota, Viridiplantae, Streptophyta, Magnoliopsida, Fabales, Fabaceae. Gene Ontology annotation, biological process: regulation of DNA-templated transcription. The coding region runs from base 213 to 563 and encodes 116 amino acids.